AUGGAAAAACCAAUAAGCGAUUUACCUCCCACAAAGAACCGAUACAUCCAAGUAUUGGACUUGUAUUUGUCCAAUAUAAUACAUAAUCCGAUAUUCACAUCCGUAGCUGUAUUAAUACUGUUUUGCUACUUGCAAUGUAAACAAUGGGACUGGCUCAUGAUUUCCUCCCACAGCUUUGAAUUUAUAUUUGUUGAAGAUUACGAGUUUGAUAUCCUUUCCAAUAUAAUAAACUUGAUAUUUAUAUUCCGGUUUGUCUACUAUAUCAAGUUGAAUUUGAUUGGAGAAAUUGCGUUAUUUUUGGUACAGAAUUUCGCCUGUUACAAGUAUGUACUCAUGAAGGAUGGCAUAUCGUUCUUUAAAGAUACUGACAUGUCCAUGUUUCUCAAGAGCUGCAUAGCUUUACAAGUAAUAUUUCCCUGGUUGAUUUUGUUGUCUUGUAUAGUGCAACGCAUGCCAUGGAACAAGACAUUGGUCGACUGCAAUACUAAUUAUCUCCCUUUGUUUAUGAGUCAGUCAUUUAUGUUUGUCAACACUACAUUCCCCUUGCUUGACAAUAGCUUCAAGAAUUAUGAGUUGCUUUAUAAGUUGGCAUGUUUCUCAUUGAAAUUUUACUUGGUGUUCCAGUUCGUCUUGUAUGAGUUUGUCUUGAUUAAUUAUGAACACGAAGACGUGGUAGACUAUUCGGUGUACUAUAGAGAGGUGAGCUGUUUUAAUGAAAAGGGUAGGCAAGGUAAGAGCAACUUCAAUUUGGUCAAGAAGUAUGCCAUGACUGUGGUUUGUUUGUUUAUAAUUGUGAUAGAUUUAGGUUUUAUUGGUGCUGUGCACAAGAAUGUAUAUAACAUGUUAUAG
This is a messenger RNA of Spathaspora passalidarum NRRL Y-27907, 849 nucleotides long. RefSeq lists its product as uncharacterized. The coding region runs from base 1 to 849 and encodes 282 amino acids. NCBI's taxonomy places the organism in Eukaryota, Fungi, Ascomycota, Pichiomycetes, Serinales, Debaryomycetaceae. The record is from RefSeq and is a predicted model, not a curated record. The transcript has a single exon.